Messenger RNA from Episyrphus balteatus (marmalade hoverfly), 1349 nucleotides. Its product is annotated as mediator of RNA polymerase II transcription subunit 12-like. The coding region runs from base 180 to 1157 and encodes 325 amino acids. The record is from RefSeq and is a predicted model, not a curated record. Gene Ontology annotation, cellular component: chitin-based extracellular matrix. Lineage: Eukaryota; Metazoa; Arthropoda; Insecta; Diptera; Syrphidae. Gene Ontology annotation, molecular function: structural constituent of chitin-based larval cuticle. The transcript is spliced from 4 exons.
UCUCAUCAGCUCAUUAGAUACGCUGCACCUUGCAUUGCAUUCGGUGCGUUGAAAUCUACUCUGAGGAAGUUCUUAAAUAGUUUGAAUCUUCUCUCGCAUUGUAUCAUUGCAAGUCGGUUGAUUGAAUUAAGAGGUUGUCGUGUGCAUUGUCAAGUUAGGUGAAAAUAUUUGGAUAACUAAUGGAAAGAACUAAGUUUCGAGACUCGAUAGGACUUGUCGUACUGCUUUGUGUGAGUGGAUGCUUAAGUCAACAAAACUCAUUAUUCCAGCAGAAUCCUUAUCGAAGGCAACAAGGACUUUUGAGACAACAACCAUUUCCCACUCCACUGCCACCAAUUGUGACACCGCCUACAUAUAGGGGUUAUCAACAAUACAAUCCACAAGGUUUUGUGCCCAUCACUGCCUAUCAGAAUGAAAUUAACUAUGAUGGAAGUUUUGCUUAUGGAUAUUCAUCGGGUGAUGGAACUACAGCUCAAGCUCAAGGUUAUAUAAAGAAUCCAGGAGUGAAAGAUCUUGAGGCACAAGUGGUACAAGGAUCAUAUUCAUAUACAUCGCCUGAAGGAACUCCGAUUCGAGUAACAUAUAUUGCUGAUGAGAAUGGUUUUCGAGCAGAAGGUGCUCAUAUACCCACACCUCCCCCAAUUCCAGAUGCAAUUGCUAAAUCCUUACAGUACAUUGCGAGUCUUCAACCUUAUAAUCAAAAUAUCAAUCCAAAUCUCAAUCCUUACCAAACUCCACUGCAACCAUUUCAAGGACAACAAACUCUUCGUCCAGGACAAUUAAAUCCAUUGCAAUUGCAAAAAAAUAUAUAUGACCAGCAAAAUUCUGGACAAUAUCAACCAGAUAAUCAAUUCCCUCAACUUCAACAAAGACCAUUUGGUCAGCAAUUCCAGGAAACUGGAACCACAACAAUACCACAACAUCAGCAGCAGCAAAAUCUACAACAGCAACAACAAAAACAAAAUAUUCAACAACAGCAACAACGUCAGCAACAACAACAACAAGAGCAGCAGCAACAAAACCAACAACAGCAGCAAUUAUUGACGCAACAGUUGCAGGGACGUCCAAAUCAGAUUGUUAAUCCAUAUGGAUAUAAUAAGUAUCGUCGAUUUAAGAAAUCAGUAGCAACUACUACUGCUGCUGCUAUAAAAGAGUAGAAUUUAUCCUUAUAAAAAUCCCUGGUGCAACUUGAACUGCUAAAUAAUUGUAUAAAUGUAUCCUUUGAAAAUAUUCAUUUAUUAUAAUAGUUUUAAGGGUAAACCAGAUAAAUUAUUCUUAAAGGUAUUUACUAAUAUAUAGUUAUUUUCUUAUUCAUACAUACAUAAAUGCAUACAUAUACUCUAACUCAA